Molecule: messenger RNA, 1431 nt
Organism: Symbiodinium natans
Lineage: Eukaryota; Dinophyceae; Suessiales; Symbiodiniaceae
Source: the annotation of a GenBank genome assembly
AUGUCCGUGGUCUGCAUCGAUGUCAGCCUUCUGAGUGGCAGAACGGCAAGGAUCACGAGAGAGACCAGCUGCUCCAUUGAGGAGUUUAAGCAAGAGGCCCUGGCUUCUCUACAACUGGGCGCCGGGGUUCUGCUGACCGCUUCGGGUGAGGCCUUGUGCCAAGGAACCCUGGAGGAAGCCGGCCUGAAGGAUGGAGAUGCGCUCCUGCUGCAGCAGAGGCAGGCAGACCUUUUGCAGUCUCUCGAGCUCGACCUCCAGCUCAGCAAGGAAAGAGGCGUCUCCUUCCAGACACCGGGCCGCUUCACAGACCUCGAGGUGGUGGCGCGAGGUGCGUAUAGCACGACCUGCUCGGCCCGGGAUGAUAGUACCGGUGGUCUGGUUGCGAUUAAGAAGAUGGAGGGAGCCCUUGAAGACCUGCGGCACGCGAGGGAGACGUUGAAGGAGCUCAGGCUUUUGAGGCACCUGGGCCCUGAGAACAUCCUCAACUUGCAGUACGUCUUCCUGCCUGGUAUCAAGUCGACUUUCAGUGACUUGUACAUAGUCUCUGACCUCAUGGAAACCGACUUGGCUAGUAUCCUGAAGAGCUCACAGCUGCUUCUCGACCAGCACUGCCAGUUCUUUUCGUACCAGAUGCUUCGCGGGCUGAAGUUCAUGCACUCCGCCGGGGUGAUGCAUCUUGACUUGAAGCCGCGCAACGUGCUGGUGAACACCAACUGUGACUUGAGAAUCAGCGACUUCAGGUAUGCCAUUGUGGAUUUCGGGGAGACAGGCGAAGCUUUUCUGCCCGGGGAGAGCGAGGGAUAUGCUGUUGGCAACCGGUGGUAUCGGGCACCAGAGGCUCUCUGUCAUAAUUACAGUUACAGCGUCCAUGGUCCCACCAUCGACACCUGGUCUGUAGGAGCUAUCCUUGCCGAGAUGUUUGCCCGCCGGCCCCUGUUUCCAGGGAAGAAUAUGCAGCACCACCUACAGCUGAUCUUGAAAAUGCUGGGUCCAUGGGAAACAUCGUCCUUCGCUUGGAUCAAGAACCCAACAGCCCGGGAGUUCCUAGAGUCGCAGUCCCCAGGCGCCAGCCGCGCGCUCAGCGAGGCCGUCAGAGCCGCCUCGCCCUCGGCGAUGGAGCUGCUGGAUGCCCUGCUCCAAUUCAACCCCGAGCACCGGGCUACAGCUGAACAGGCCCUCAACAUGAGCUUCUUCGGGGAGCUGCGCUGUCCCGAGGAUGAGCCUUCGAGCGCCCCCCUGGACCUGAGGGACUUCGAGUUCCUGCGGCGGAGAGUCGACUUGCCGGGGGUGCGCGAGGAGAUCUUCUUGGAGGCUCUUCGCUACCACCGGGAGCUGAUGCAGCGGUACGAACGGGAGCAGACACUGAUGGGCACCAUGCAUGACAUCCAGGCGUACCCGCUGCUGGAGCCGGGUGAAGAAUGGGUCACCUGA